Molecule: messenger RNA, 4677 nt
Organism: Tachyglossus aculeatus (Australian echidna)
Lineage: Eukaryota; Metazoa; Chordata; Mammalia; Monotremata; Tachyglossidae
Gene: CPNE5
Product: copine 5
Exons: 21
Coding region: 227-1978 (583 amino acids)
Biological process (GO): cellular response to calcium ion
Cellular component (GO): plasma membrane
Molecular function (GO): calcium-dependent phospholipid binding
Source: RefSeq, a predicted model, not a curated record
CUCUCCCAUCCUCUGUGCCCCCUUUGCCCUGCCUCUCUCCCCCAAAGCCCCGCUCCGAGGGGCUCAGAGUCCCCCUCCUCUGCCCCCAACCCGAGUCCCCGGCCACCCCCCAAAAAAGAGGGAUCAAGUGUGAGGUUUUUUUUUUUUGGAGGGGUGGGAGAGGUGGCCGCCCCCCCCGCCCCCCAGGGGUGGAGGUGGGCGAAGGGGCUUUGGGUGGUGGGGGGCGAUGGAGCAGCCGGAGGACAUGGCGUCGGUAAGCGAGUUUGACUCUUUGACUAGCAGCAUCCCGGCCACCAAGGUGGAGGUCACCGUGUCGUGCAGGAACCUGCUGGAUAAGGACACGUUCUCCAAGUCGGACCCAAUGUGUGUGAUGUACACUCAGGGGAUAGAGACCAAGCAGUGGCGGGAGUUUGGAAGAACCGAAGUUAUCGAUAACACCCUGAAUCCAGAUUUCGUCCGCAAAUUCAUCCUGGAUUAUUUCUUUGAGGAGAAGCAGAACCUGCGAUUUGACCUGUACGACGUUGACUCCAAGAGCCCGGACUUGUCUAAACACCAGGAUUUUUUGGGCCAGGUCUUCUGCACUCUGGGAGAGAUCGUGGGCUCCCCUGGGAGCCGGCUGGAGAAGCCCCUCGUGAUCGGAGCCUUCACUUUGAACUCCCGGACUGGCAAACCCAUCCCAUCUGUUUCAAACGGAGGGAUUCCAGGCAAGAAAUGUGGCAUUAUCAUCCUGUCAGCUGAGGAACUGGGCAACUGUAGGGACGUAGCCACGAUGCAGUUCUGUGCCAACAAGCUGGACAAGAAGGAUUUCUUCGGCAAAUCAGACCCCUUCCUGGUGUUUUACCGCAGCAAUGAGGACGGAACGUUCACCAUUUGCCACAAGACGGAGGUGGUGAAGAAUACGCUGAAUCCCGUGUGGCAGGCCUUCCCCAUCCCCGUCAGAGCGCUCUGCAACGGCGACUACGACCGGACCAUCAAGGUGGAGGUGUAUGACUGGGACCGGGAUGGCAGCCAUGACUUCAUUGGGGAGUUCACCACCAGCUACAGGGAGCUGGCCCGGGGCCAGAGCCAGUUCAACGUCUAUGAGGUGGUUAACCCGAAAAAGAAAAUGAAGAAAAAGAAGUACGUGAACUCUGGCACAGUGACACUGCUUUCCUUCUCGGUGGAGUCUGAAAGCACCUUCCUGGACUACAUCAAAGGAGGGACCCAGAUCAACUUUACAGUCGCCAUUGAUUUCACGGCCUCCAACGGGAAUCCUUCGCAGUCUACCUCCCUGCACUACAUGAAUCCAUAUCAGCUCAACGCCUAUGCCAUGGCCCUCAAGGCCGUGGGUGAGAUCAUCCAGGACUAUGACAGUGACAAGAUGUUCCCUGCACUGGGCUUCGGGGCUAAGAUUCCCCCGGAUGGCAAAGUGUCCCAUGAAUUCCCCCUGAAUGGGGAUGCUGAGAACCCAUCGUGCAGUGGAAUCGAGGGCAUCCUGGAGGCCUAUCACCGCAGCCUGCGCACUGUCCAGCUCUACGGCCCCACAAAUUUCGCCCCUGUGGUCGGCCAUGUGGCCCGGUAUGCUGCAGCCGUGCAGGAUGGCUCCCAGUACUACGUGCUGCUCAUCAUCACCGACGGAGUCAUCUCUGACAUGGCCCAGACCAAGGAAGCCAUCGUCAAUGCCGCCAAGCUCCCCAUGUCCAUCAUUAUCGUGGGAGUAGGGCAGGCUGAAUUUGAUGCCAUGGUGGAGCUGGACGGCGAUGAUAUCCGGAUCUCCUCCCGGGGGAAGCUGGCAGAGCGGGACAUUGUCCAGUUCGUGCCUUUCCGGGACUACAUCGACCGCACGGGCAACCACGUGCUGAGCAUGGCGCGGCUGGCCAAGGACGUCCUGGCGGAGAUCCCCGACCAGCUCAUCUCCUACAUGAAGGGGCGGGGGAUCCGGCCGGGCCCCGCAUCCCCCGGCCCCGCACAACCGCCUUCCCUGCACACGCAGAUCUGAGCCCUGAGCCCUGGGCCCGGGGUGCUGGGGAUGGGAGCAGGAAACCCAGGCUCCAGGGACCCAUCAACCCACCCUCUCUAUAUCCCAGGGCCCCAGGGGUAGCAGGACCCCAGGGCUGGAUUGCCGAAGAGCCUGGGGCAACUGGGGGAGGGUUAGAGUGAGGAAAUGUCCCCAAGAACAGGAGGAGGAGGAAGAGCCAGGGACUGAGCCUUGUCGGGAGUGCGCAGGGAUGCGACUGGAGGCUGAGGACAAUGGGGUCUGCAGCUCUGCCCCUGAGACAAUCUGGGGGACAGAGGGAGGGGAAGAGGGAGGGUGGGAGGAGGUGAGGGAGAGGGGAUCAGCAGUGGCUCUCGCUUCUGCUGAGAUAGGAGGUGCCAGAGGGCCUCGGGGGGUCUCUGGAUGGAUUAUCUUCUGAUGCCACAGUCUGCCAGGCUGCCCAGCUGCCAGGCCAGAGGGCAGAUCCUGGGGCAGGCGGGGAGAGGCCAGCGUGGAGCACGUCCAAGUUACAGGCAACCAACAGGGAGAGGGUGAAGGGAAACUUAGGGAUCUGGGGAGACCUUGGGGGACCCUGCCCCAGAUCCUUUCUUUGGACCCCUAAUAACCCAGGCCUGAUCCCACUCCUACCCCAAAUGGCUAAUUAACAGUCAGUCACACACACGCGGCCUCCCCCUUAGACGCACACAUACUCACCCACCACUUCCACACCCGGACACACACAUGCACUUACACAUAAAGUUAAGUACAGACACAUAUGUGCACACACAGCCAUCCACACCCUCAGACACACAUGAGAUCCAUCGAACAGAGGCACCCAUCUUCCCAGGCACAUGUGUACACCCAUAUAAACAACACGCACAGGCACUGCAGAGAGCUGCCUCCCCACCCACGUAGACACGAGCAUUCACCCAACACUCACAGCUCCUGAACACUCAAGACACACACCCACACAACCACAGGCCUCCCCAACCCACCAACAUCACUCUCUUGUGCCCAGAGUUCCCUGCUCUGGAAUGGGCAGUAACUCUGGGCAGUUUCAGCCCUGGCCUGUGUCCCAUUUUUCCACAGUCACUCAGUCCGGGGGCUCCGUCCCUCCAGGCGGGUCUUGGGGCUGCUUUGGCGUUACUCUGGCUAUGGAGGCAGGGAGGUGGUUCGACUCCAAGGGGCACCCCCAAACAUCCAGGUGCACCCCCAACCACCCUGGCUGUCUCUCCCUUCUUCCGAUGGGGCGGGAUGGCUCAGUUCCGGCUCUGGGCUCUGCCUCACCUUUUCAUCUGGGAAUUCAGGGGCACCUGCUGCCGAUCCUGAAGUGGGAUUGGCCCAAAGCUGCCCAGCGGAGGUGGGCAGAGCAGAGAUGGGUAGGACUCUGCAGUUCUGACAAUUGAACAGCCCGAGUUAAGGGUCAGGGAGAGUCUCGGGCUUGGAAGAGGCCCCAGAGGAGUUGGUUAGGAGCCUCCCUGCCCUCAGUCCAGCUGCGGCCUCUGUUGCUCUGAGGAGGGGUAGGAAGCAAGGAGGGUGGUUUGAGGUAGAGGGGCGAGGCCAUUGAAGAUCAUCUGUGGAAAUGAUCUGGGUUCUACAAUAUGUAUAACUUCCAAGCAGGAAUUACAGUAACAAAGAAAGCCCCACUCCCACCACCUGUGGAAAUAGGAGCUGAGCCAGGAGGUGGGAAAGAGCAGGGAAAAGGGGAGGCCACAGCGGCCGUGGCCACAGUUUCCGUAGAUGCCCCCUCCUGGGAAAGACCACUCCCUCGUUUGGCUUCCCCCCAGGCCUCGGCUGCCGAGGGAGAUCCUCUGGGUCUGAGCGGGUGCUUGGACUUGGGCUUGGAUGUGACUGCUGAGGAACUGUUUGGCCUGCAGCUGAAGCUGCUGGGGAGGGUGCCCUGACCAGCGGCUGGUUGCUACGGAUGUUGCCUGGCCCCAGGAUGAGGCUGCUUGGGGAGAAUGCCCAGCCUGAGAGAGGGUAUCCUGCCCAGGGGCAAGUUUGCUGAGGAGAAUGCCUUUCCUCGGGGUGAAGCUGCAGGGGAAGGUGCCCUGCCCCUGGGUGAGGCUACUUCAGGGCAUCCCCGGCCUAGGGGCUUGGCUGGCCGUGGGGAGUGUGUCCGGCCCCGGGAGCAUGGCUGCCGGGGCAGUGGUUCUGGGAACAGUUCUCCCCAGAUGGGUAGAUCGUCAAACCUGGAGCAAGUCUUCCCAUGGCUCCCACGCCUGGAGCUCACCCCCUGGGAUCCAGGGCUGGGGGAGUCUGAAGCUGAGGCUGGGGAGGGAUCCGGCCCCGGGCGAGCUGCCCAUCCUGCUCAAGUAGGGGCUGCGAUUGCCUUGGGCCAGGUCGCUCCAGCUCUCAGAAGUCACAGGCCAGAGUCACCCCCAGAAGUAGCGCCAGUCCACUCCCCGACUCGUCAUGUGGGAGCCCACUGGGGCGGCCAGCCCUAUUGUUACUGGGUGAUGCAUGCCAGUUCUGUCCUGUCGCAUGUGGCCGAGGGGCACUGAGGGGAGACGGACGGAGCCUCCCGGCCGGGGCCGACUCCAUGCCCCGGACCCCGGUGCCAUCGCCUGAGGCAGCUGGCCUGAACCAGGCUCCCCCUCCGCCCCCUGUUUUUUAUGUGCAUGAUGACGGCAUCUCACACUCCUGUCUUGUGCUGAGUGUCUGACGUGAGUUGCUCUGUCUUGGAUUUGCCUUAAAUUGAAAUAAACCCUGCCCUUUUACUA